This is a messenger RNA of Mercurialis annua (annual mercury), 3080 nucleotides long. Its product is annotated as probable LRR receptor-like serine/threonine-protein kinase At1g67720. The transcript is spliced from 15 exons. Lineage: Eukaryota; Viridiplantae; Streptophyta; Magnoliopsida; Malpighiales; Euphorbiaceae. The coding region runs from base 93 to 2894 and encodes 933 amino acids. The record is from RefSeq and is a predicted model, not a curated record. Gene Ontology annotation, biological process: protein phosphorylation. Gene Ontology annotation, molecular function: ATP binding; protein binding; protein kinase activity.
UAUCAUCAAUCAAAUGAAAAUACAUACAAAACUAUACAACAAAUAAUUUCAUAUAUAUAUCAAAAAGAUUAAUUUGUCAAUCUUGUUCUUGAAUGGCUUUAAAUUCUCAUUUGUUUCUUCUUAUUUUUCUUUUCUUUGGUUCUUCUGUUGUGUGUCAAGUUACAGAAUUUAUUAGUAUAGACUGUGGAAGUACAAGUAAUUAUACCGAUCCAAAAACCGGGCUAGAAUGGAUUUCGGAUAUUGGUAUGAUGAGCAAUGGAAAAUCAGUAGAAGUAAAGGAUCCAAAUGCAAACUCUAUACAAUAUCGACAACGACGAGACUUUCCGAUAGAUAGCAACAAGUAUUGCUACAAUCUUUCGACGAAAGAGAGAAGGCGGUACAUUGUUCGUGCAACAUUUCAAUAUGGUAGCUUGGAAAAUGAAGAUUCAUUUCCAAAAUUUGAUCUUUACUUGGAUGCAACUAAGUGGUCAACUGUGACAGUAUUGGAAGGAUCAAGAGUUUAUGUUAAAGAAAUGAUCAUUAGGGCUCCUUCGAGCUCUAUCGAUGUUUGCGUGUGUUGCGCUACGACUGGCUAUCCAUUUAUGUCUACUCUCGAGCUUAGACCUCUCAAUCUUUCUAUGUAUGCAACUGAUUAUGAAGGUAGUUUCUUCUUGAAGUUAGCUGCUAGAGUCAAUUUUGGUGCACCGGAUGAAAAUGAAAUAAGGUACCCGGAUGACCCCUACGACAGAAUUUGGGAUUCAGAUUUAGUAAAGAGACAAAAUUUUCUAGUAGGGGUGGCUUCGGGAACAGUUAGAAUCAAUACCUCAGAGAAUAUAGAUAUUCAGACAAGAGAAUACCCUCCUGUCAAAGUUAUGCAAACAGCUGUUGUUGGCACGGAAGGAAUGCUUAGCUACAGACUGAACCUCGAAGAUUUUCCUGCGAAUGCUCGCGCUUAUGCGUAUUUUGCAGAAAUCGAAGAGUUAGAAUCAAACGAGACUAGAAAAUUUAAACUGGCAACACCAUACAUCUAUGACUAUAGCAAUGCAGUUGUAAACAUUGCAGAAAAUGCAAAUGGGAGUCACAGACUGUAUGAGCCAAGUUAUAUGAAUGUGACUUUGGAUUUCGUUAUGUCGUUUUCGUUUGUUAAAACCCGUGACUCUACUCGAGGACCGCUAUUAAAUGCAAUCGAGAUUAGUAAGUAUCUGAAGAUUGAGACGAAGACUAAUAUCCAAGAUGUGAGUGUUCUGAAUUUCUUUCGUUCCAUGUCCACCGGAGAUUCUUCGAUGAACGGAGGUGAUCCUUGCGUCCCAGUAGAGUGGAAUUGGGUGAAUUGCAGCUUUAAAUCUUCACCAAGAAUCACAAAAAUUGCAUUGUCAAGAAAGAAUUUGGAAGGGGAGAUUCCACCAGAGAUUAAUAACAUGGAGGAAUUAUCAGAGCUGUGGUUGAACGAUAACUUCCUGACAGGACAGCUACCAGAUAUAAGCAAUCUAAUUAAUUUGAAAAUUGUGCAUCUCGAGAACAAUAAACUGUCUGGUUCAUUACCUAAGUACCUUGGUAAUCUGCCAAACUUACAGGAACUGUAUAUACAGAACAACUCCUUCACUGGGAAAUUACCACCAGCAUUGCUAACUGGGAAAGUAAAAAUUAACUACGGGGAUAAUCCGGGACUACAUAAAGAGGUACCUAAAAAGAUGCAUUUCAAGUUGAUUCUCGGAACCUCAAUUGGCAUACUUGCAAUCCUAUUACUUCUUCUGUUCGGAACUUUAGUAUAUCUUCAUAGAGUUAAAAAGAAGACUAAUCAUCAGAAAAUCAAUGACAAAGGAAAUUCUAUGCGUUCUAGUACGAAACCUUCGACUGGUAAUUCGAUGGCUCGGGGUUGGCAUCUGAUGGAUGAAAGUGUUUCGUACUAUAUUACAUUUUCCGAGCUUGAAGAAGCUACUAAUAGCUUUUCCAAGAAAAUUGGGAGAGGAAGUUUUGGGAGUGUUUUUUAUGGACAAAUGAAAGAUGGGAAAGAAAUUGCUGUCAAAAUAAUGGCCGAUUCAUGUACUCAUUUAACACAACAGUUUGUGACUGAGGUUUCCCUGUUGUCGAGAAUUCAUCACAGAAACUUGGUUCCAUUAAUCGGAUUCUGCGAAGAAGAAGACCGACGCAUUCUUGUUUACGAAUAUAUGCAUAACGGAACUUUACGAGAUCACAUUCAUGGAUUAGACAACAAGAAACGAUUGGAUUGGCUAGCUCGACUACAAAUUGCUGAAGAUGCCGCGAAAGGACUUGAAUAUCUGCAUACUGGAUGCAACCCCAGUAUCAUACACCGUGACGUAAAAACAAGCAACAUUCUUCUAGACAUCAAUAUGAGAGCAAAAGUUUCGGAUUUCGGGCUCUCGAGACAAACUGAAGACGAUCUGACUCACAUUUCAAGCGUAGCGCGAGGAACAGUCGGUUAUUUGGAUCCUGAGUACUAUGCUAAUCAGCAGUUGACUGAAAAAAGCGAUGUCUACAGUUUCGGAGUUGUUCUUCUCGAAUUGAUCUCCGGUAAAAGGCCGGUAUCAGCAGAGGAUUUUGGAGCUGAAUUGAACAUUGUGCAUUGGGCAAGGGCAUUGAUUCGAAAAGGCGAUGUAAUAAGCAUUGUGGACGAAUUUGUGAUCGGAAACGCGAAAAUAGAAUCGAUUUGGAGAGUAGCUGAAGUAGCGAUUCAAUGUGUCGAACAACGAGCAACUUCUAGGCCAAGAAUGCACGAAGUGAUAAUGGCAAUACAAGAAGCUAUCAAGAUUGAAAAAGUAACCGAAGGAACCGAAAAACUUAGCGGUAGCAGCAGCUCCAAAGGACAAUCUUCAAGAAAAACUUUACUCACAAGCUUUCUUGAUAUUCAGAGUCCUGAUUUAUCUAAUGGUUCCUUAGCCCCAGCUCCCAGAUAAUCAAUUUUCCACUACCUGAAUAAUUUUAAUUAGCAGAAUCACCCUUGUUGAUCUUGUUGAUUUCCAUUUUUUUUAUAUAAUUUCUUAUUGGUACAUCAAGAAUUUUGGGGAAUAUGUUGGGAUUUAAACUAUGACGUUACAUGAUGUAUACAUGAAUGUAAUCAAUUUAGAUUUUUUUGUUAUUAA